Molecule: messenger RNA, 534 nt
Organism: Brugia malayi
Lineage: Eukaryota; Metazoa; Nematoda; Chromadorea; Rhabditida; Onchocercidae
Exons: 5
Coding region: 1-534 (177 amino acids)
Source: RefSeq, a predicted model, not a curated record
AUGGGAAAACCUUUGCGGAUUGCCAUAUCAUUAAAUACAUUGCAUAACAAUCCUGAUCGUGCCACUACUCGAGCUGCUGCAGUACGUAUUAAUGAUGAGUAUGAUGAAUUCUAUCACGCUCAUGCCUAUAUUGCUCGCAGAACAUUAGCACGUGUACCUUUACUAGUGGGAAACAAUGCGUACCGAGUUGUUCUUCAACAGGAAAAGGGAUACAGCGAGUUAGUGAGGAAGCCUUCACAACCUAGCGAAAAUUCUCGUGUAGAGUGUCCAGGAUUUCGAAAAGUGCACGAUCUGGAGCCGCUCAGAGCUACUCCACGUCAUAACAUAGAAGUCUGUACCGAUGAAGCUUAUCUGAAACGACAUGAGAAAUAUGAAAAACAAGAAAAGCUGGUCAAGCGCCGGGACCGCAUACGACAACGUGAGGAACAAUACCGACUCCGUCUCAUGAAAGUGGAAAAAUCGGAUGCUUCACCCGAGCCAAAAAUAGAAUCAAUAGAAGUGGUGGAGAAAAAACCUCGCCUUCGAAAACAUUGA